Messenger RNA from Fopius arisanus, 1573 nucleotides. RefSeq lists its product as uncharacterized. Lineage: Eukaryota; Metazoa; Arthropoda; Insecta; Hymenoptera; Braconidae. The record is from RefSeq and is a predicted model, not a curated record. The transcript is spliced from 5 exons. The coding region runs from base 71 to 592 and encodes 173 amino acids.
AUAACGAGACACUUUGUUGGAUAAUACCCGUAGCUUUAACACAGGGAACACAAUUGUUAGUGCAAUCAGCAUGAUAUUCAUAUUCUUCGAAUUGGUUGCUUUCACUGGGCACUUGGUGACUGGAUGUCUUGUGACCAUAGAUGAUGUAGGCACCACUUAUGCCACUCACCUGGAGCAAGUCACAUUGGAUAAGUCUGUCGAGGGUCCCUGGAUGAGUUACGUCGUGCGCAAUGAAACUGAAGUAGGACAGCUGCACUUUGGAAGGAUGUGUGAUCCAGGAAGAAACAAGAGCAGUGAAUUCGCGAAAGUAACUGAAAUCUUUAUGAAAGCAAUGGGGAUCGAAGAUUGCGAAAUGUUGAAUGCAGGCACAUACGUGGCACGUGAGUCAUUGAAAUUGGACUGUGGAGAACUUGAGAAAUAUGUUCUUGAUCAAGUGAUGCCGAUGGUCACAAUUAACGGAGUAAUCCAGGAACCUCCAGUGCAAUUUGCAAUAUCGAACGAAAACGAUCCUCAGGUAGAGAACGAGGUUGAAUACGAUAUCGCCCAUUAUCUCAUAAAGAUCGAAGCAUCUUUGGACAACGCAAAUGACUGAAUUUUCCUCCCGAAGAUUUUCAAUUUUCACGUUUAACUGUUUAGUUGAUCGGUAAUGGGUAGAAAUGUAUAUCCUUAAAACCCUAUUGGCUUGCUAUUCAAUCAUUUUUUUUCAUUCUCUCCAUCACUCAAAGAUGAAGGAGAAAGAAUAAAAAUUGAGGGAUCUAUCGAACUUACCUGUAAGUGACGAUUGAUCCAUAUUAUACGAUCUGCCUCGUCCGAAGAGAUCAAUCAUGGUAGUAAUGUUUUACUACGGUCUCACAGAAUUUCCAAGUUCAAAAUUUUUUUAUUUGACGAAUGCUGCCCCCUGUAAUACACCGUCAGUAUUACACCGCCCUAGUCUCAUUUUUAAAGUUCAUAAAUCAUAAUUGUGAAUUAAUAACACGUGUCGUCAAUUCUAUAGGGUGGGAUCCUGUCAAAGUUUUUACUUGUUGGGAGGGUUUGAUCUCUUCGGACGAGACAGAUCGUAUAAUCUGGAUCAAUCGUCACCUACAGGUAAGUUCGAUAGCUCCCUCAAUUAUACUUCACUGUCUCGUCCUCGAGAUCAAAUAUGGUAAAUCUUUAAAGUCAAUUAUGAUUUAAUAGUCAAGAGAAGGGGAUCUCUACCGAAUUCUCCUGGUCCGUUUAUGCACGAAGGUAUUUUUUAUUUUAUUUAUUUGUUUAUUUAUCCAUUUUGUUCUACAUUAACUGACUCGUCUAGUACCACUGCUCUAGCAUAUAGGUUAUUAUCUAUUGGAAGACUGUAAAAACGUCUAAAUACAUUUAAUCGUUCUGACCAGCCUGCAGCACUGUAUAUUUCGUUUAGACUCACGCUCUGCUGUCGUGCAUAAGACGUGGAUGCGUGGCGUGUGCUGUGUGCUGUAUAUAUAUUUGUAUUAAUACCACUUGCAUUCAAGACAUUUUUUAACCACCUACUGAUUGUCUGACGAAUCGCUGUAUGAAAAGGUUUUUGAAAAGUUAGUGAUAAAUUAUCAUUCUCUAA